Molecule: messenger RNA, 2239 nt
Organism: Plectropomus leopardus (leopard coralgrouper)
Lineage: Eukaryota; Metazoa; Chordata; Actinopteri; Perciformes; Serranidae
Gene: ptcd3
Product: pentatricopeptide repeat domain 3
Biological process (GO): mitochondrial translation
Cellular component (GO): mitochondrion
Molecular function (GO): ribosomal small subunit binding; protein binding; rRNA binding
Source: RefSeq, a predicted model, not a curated record
AGCAAUUCUUAAAAACUCAAAGUGUAAUUAUUCUUCUCUCCCCUAUUCUUAGCGCACAUGGUUUGUCCCUCCCAGAAGCCUUCAGUUUGUAACAACAUGGCGGCGCCCGGCAGGCACGUAGGGCAUUAUAUCCACAGAAACAGCCGAUUUUUGUUAAAUAAUUUCGAGCAGGUGUGGGGUCACAGGAGUUUUGGUUGGACCUCAGCUGUGCGCCAACAAGCUGCAGAGGCCAAUAAAGAAUCUACAGAGACUGUUGUCAUCCCCAGGAAGAAAACAUGGAGCAAGGAGGCGGUGCUGGAGGCUCUGGCUUCAACUGUCAGCAGGGAUCCCACAGCAUAUUCCUACCAGUUCCAGGAUGAUCCUUACCUCUCUCCAAGGACAUCAAAUGAGUUUAAGUUGUUCUCUCUCUCUCAGGAGUCUGGCAGAGCUGCAGCCAAAUAUUUUAUCAACAGCAAUCCUAAGUUCUUCACCAAAGACGUUGCUGAGCCACAUAUACCAUGUCUGAUGCCAGAGACCGUGUUGCCGCUUCUUGAGGAGGUGAGCGAGGAGGCUCUGAAGGAGCGAAUCAACCUGAGGAAAGUUACAGCUGCUGUUGACAUGUAUGACCAACUCCUGCAAGCUGGCACAGCAGUCUCUAUGGAAACGACCCAUGACCUGUUAGACCUGAUCUGUCUCUACUGUGACAAAGACCCUGUCCAGGAGGGAGAACCACAGACAGAGGACACGGAGGAGUCAGGAGAGGAGGUGAAGAGAAAGACAGCGAGGCUGAGUCGGGCUACAGACCUGCUGAAGGCGACUUGGAGAGAGAACAACAACGCAGAGAGGAUCUUUAACCUGCUGCCAGAGAGAGACACACGGUGUUACUCCGCUCUGAUCCAAGGCAUGGUGAUGCAUGGAGCCUUUGCAAAGGCCUUCAGCAUGUUCACAGACAUGCUAAACAACAGACUGACUGCUGACGUCCACAUCUUCAACGCUCUGAUUUUGGCAGCUCCAGAUGUCAGAGAAAACAAUGAAAAAUGGGACCUCAUCGCUGAGCUGCUGAACCAGAUGAGGCAACAGAAAAUUCAACCCAACCUGCUCACCUUCAACAGCGUUCUUAGAGCUCUCAGACGCUGCGGCUUUGUGGCCAAAACACACGCUCUGCACACUCUGAAUGAGAUGAGGGCUUUGGGAAUAGCUCCGAGCCUGGCCUCCUUCCAUCACCUCCUGGCAAUCUUUUGCAAAUCAGCACCCCCUAGCAGGGGCAGCACUGACAUGUUACAGGAAGUCAUGUCAGAGAUUAAAGAAACCAGCUUUACCUGCCAGGACCCCAAUGAUGUUCAAUUCUUCUCAAACGCAAUGAAAAUAUGUCUGGACUGUAAAGACCUGGAUCUGGGUUAUAAGGUCCACAGUCUAGUGGAAACAGGGGAGAACUGGAGGCUUCUGGGAGAUCAGUACCAAAGGAAUAUUUACUACGGUCGCUUCUUCAGCCUGCUCUGUAUGAUGGAGCACAUUGACGGGGUGUUGAAGUGGUACAGACAGCACAUUCCCUCGUUGUUCUACUCAAACAGUCACGGACUGAGGGAACUGCUGCAGGCUCUGGACACCGACAGCCGUCUGGACUUGCUGCCCACAAUAUGGAAAGAUAUCUGCUCUCUGGGUCAUGAUAAUAAGUCCAACCUGGUGGACGAGCUGCUCACACUGAUGGCCAGAGACACGCACAGCCCUGAGGUUCAGGAGUCUUUUGCAAAGUGUGCUUUGGAUGUGAAGAGUGUGUUUGACGUCGACAGAGGGAGGAACAGGCUGGAGUGGAGCAACUCCUCCCUCUCAAACAUCACCUCCCUGCUGCUGAGAGCCAACAAUACCAAGGAGGCCUGGGAGAUGCUGAACCUCUUCAAAUCCAAGAAUAGAGUUCCUAAUGAGGGCCUGUUCGAGGAGUUCCUGUCAGUGUGUCGCAACAACGGCUCCCCAGAGGAAGCAGUGGAGCUGGUUCAGAUGUCCGCAGCCUAUUGUCUGUCUGCAACACCAAGACUGGCAAAGCAAGCGCUGGCUGAGUUUAAUCUGACCGAGGAACAAAGAGCUGUUUUAUCUGAGCUGGAGUCUGCAGAACAGCCCUCUGAGUGAAGAAAACAACAGCAGGUGAACCGCUAUGAUGCAGACCCAUCGAUACAGAAAAAUCUCAAAUUCAUAUAGUUUACUUGUUUCGUUAUCAGUGUAAUAAAAAUGUAUGUCCCAUAAAUAAAAUAUAAACCUCUUGUAA